Messenger RNA from Erythranthe guttata (spotted monkey flower), 2218 nucleotides. RefSeq names its product Nucleic acid-binding, OB-fold-like protein (gene PDE312). Gene Ontology annotation, molecular function: RNA binding. The record is from RefSeq and is a predicted model, not a curated record. Lineage: Eukaryota; Viridiplantae; Streptophyta; Magnoliopsida; Lamiales; Phrymaceae. Gene Ontology annotation, cellular component: chloroplast; plastid-encoded plastid RNA polymerase complex.
UCACAAUACACAAAACCCCAAUCUCACAGAGUUAUCCCCCAAAACCCCACAAAAAAUGCAGUCUCUCCAAACCCUCUCCUUCUUCACAACCCUCCUCCCCCUUCCAUCAAAACCCCUCCUUAAACCCUCAAUUCCACACCUCAAAUCCAAUUUCCCGACGAAAUCAGCCACCACAGCUCCCCCACUCCGCUUCCUCGUCCGCGCCUACUCCUCCGACGAGUUCCCCGUCGGCGACGACGACGCAUUCCUCGCCUCAUUCGGCCCGAAGGAGAAAGAAUCCGAAGAGGAAGCCCGGAGAAGGAACUGGGUCGAAAGGGGGUGGGCCCCAUGGGAGGAAAUCCUCACCCCCGAAGCCGAUUUCGCCCGGAAGUCACUCAACGAGGGUGAAGAGGUGCCGCUUCAAUCCCCCGAGGCAAUCGAGGCUUUCAAAAUGCUAACUCCAAAGUACCGCAGAGAGAAAAUCAAGGAAAUGGGCCUCACUGAAGACGAGUACUACGCGAAGCAGUUCGAGAUUAAGGGAGAAAUUCCCGACCCGAUCGAGACUCUGUGGAGUGGGCCGUUGGUUUUGGGGCUUGUGCCCCCCAGGGAUUGGCCCCCCAGGGGGUGGGAGGUGGAUAAGGAGGAGCUCGAGUUCAUUCGUGGGGCCCACAAGCUGCAUUCGGCUGUGAGGUUGGAUUACGAGAAGGUGGAGGAGAGUGUGAAGGAGGCCAAGGAUACGGGCGAUAUGUGCUUCGAUAGGUAUAAGGUUUUCUUGAAACAGUAUCAUGAGUGGGUCGAGGCGAAUAGGGAUCGGUUGGAGGAGGAAUCGUACAAGCUUGACCAAGAUUAUUAUCCCGGCAGGCGGAAAAGGGGGAAAGAUUAUAACGAGGAAAUGUAUGAGCUUCCAUUCUAUUACCCAGGACAAAUUUGUGCAGGUAAAGUAACAGCUGUACAUCUUUAUCAAGGAGCAUUCGUCGACAUUGGAGGUGUCCAUGAUGGGUGGGUCCCGAUCAAGCGCAAUGACUGGUAUUGGCUCCGACAUCACAUCAAAGUCGGUAUGCACGUCAUGGUUGAAAUCUUAGCAAAACGAGAUCCUUACCGCUUUCGAUUUCCUUUAGAGCUACGAUUUGUCCAACCCAAUAUAGACCACCUAAUCUUCAAUACGUUUGAUUUUCCACCAAUAUUCCAUCGUGACGAAGAUACGAAUCCAGAUGAAUUACGUCGUGAUUGUGGAAGACCUCCGAUUCCUAGAAAAGAUCCUGGAAUCAAAUGGGAGGAGGAACCUUUACUAUCAGAUCACCCGUAUGUCGAUAAGCUGUGGCAAAUACAUAAUGCUGAACAAAUGAUAAUGGAUGACAUGGUGGCCAAUCCCGAUAAAUAUAAAGGCAAGAAGUUAUCGGAAUUGACCGACGAAGAAGAAUUUGACGACGAUAACAGCGUCGAGUAUGGAAAAGCGUAUUAUAAGAAAUCACUACUUAACAAAAUGAUUGUGAAAAUAAGGUUAAAAGAACUCGAUUUGGAAGCUGCAUUUGCUGAGCGUGAGCACCACCGUAAACUAAGUAAAGAAGCUGAAGAAAGAGGAGAGAAAUACAAAAUCACAAUGUUCAAGCGAAAUGAGGAAAUGGAUGAAUACGACCUUAUCCAUUGGCGGCGAUCGUUUGAAGAAAGAGAAGCUCUUCUUCGAGAUAUUAGCUGCCGUCAAACGCUGGGACUUCCACUGGAAGAGCCAGGUAGGUACGUGGACCCCAACUUCUUUGGAAAAGACCAAUAUGACCCUGACAGUCCGUUGUACCGUUACGACUAUUGGGGCGAGCCGAAGAAUUCGGAGAAAAGCAGACAAGAACGCAUGACAGAUGCACACAACAAAUCCAUAGUCGGUAAGGGUACUGUUUGGUACGAAAUGUCUUACGAAGAAGCAAUCAAGCAGCAAAUGGAGAGGGAGAAACUUGGAAUUAAACCGAAAGUAUAUGAUGACGAGGAUUCAGACAAAGACGACGAUGAUGAUGACAGUGACGAUGACGACUUUGAUUACAGUAUUUUGGGAUCUCCAAGUGCCGAACUAGUGGCCAGUCAGCCUCAUGUUAACGGCACUGAAUCUUCGAGAUUGUCCGAUGAAGGAAUUUUCGAGGAUUAGUUUUAGACAAAAUAUAUAUAUGAGAAUUUUUGUGUAGAGGGAAAAACAUUUUUGUAGUGUAUGUAUCACACACUAAUCACCUUAUUUAACAAUAUAUUAAAACUA